This is a messenger RNA of Angiostrongylus costaricensis, 1035 nucleotides long. The record is from the annotation of a GenBank genome assembly. Lineage: Eukaryota; Metazoa; Nematoda; Chromadorea; Rhabditida; Metastrongylidae.
UUGUGGUUAGUUACAUUCGUGACUUCUCUUUGCAUUACCUCUUUCCUCUUUCUUCUCUUCUAUUUUAUUCUUCUAUAUUUUAUCUCGAUCGUAUUCGCUUGUAAUCGCCCAGCAGCCGUCACUAGCCUUAUUGAGAAACUGAUUUCAUUUCGUCGAUCGAAGGAUCUUUUCCCUAUUACAAUUAGUCAAGACUGUGAUGACGUAGCUGUACAACGCGCCGUAGCCAGCUUUCGAGAAAACGUUAACUACAUCAAGCAUAAAAGUGCUCAACAGGAAGGGAUUACUGUACCUAGUGUACACAGUCGGUAUUCUACGUAUUACUAUAUUGCAAGGCACUAUAAACUAGCUUUGGAGCAUGUGUUCGACGUGCUUGGAUACAACACUGUCAUUUUAUUGGAGGAUGAUCUUGAUGUUUCGGCUGACUUUUUCGAAUAUUUUUCGGCUACGCGUUAUCUCUUGGAGAUCGAUGAGAAACUCUGGUGUGUCUCGGCGUGGAAUGAUAACGGGAAGAAUGGAAGCAUUGAUCUGUCUGCUAAUUCGUUGUUGUAUCGUAGCGAUUUUUUUUCUGGGCUAGGAUGGAUGAUGACGAGAAACUUGUGGAAAGAGCUGGGGCCAAAGUGGCCUUCCGGAUUUUGGGAUGACUGGUUGCGAGAACCUGAGAUCCGCAAUGGUCGCCAAUGCAUUCGUCCAGAGAUUAGUCGCACAAAAAUGACAUUAUUCGGUAAAGCAGGAGCAAGCAAGGGCCUUUUUUUCGACAAACACCUUGCGAAGGUGGUUUUGAAUACAGCACCUGUCGUAUUUACAUCUAUGAAUCUUGACUAUCUCCUUAACGUCAGUUUUUUUUCUGCGCUUUUUUUAACCGUGCAAGUCAUCUAUGUUUGUCUGCUUUCAGCCAAGGCAGGAGUGCCUCGUACCGCAUAUCAGGGAAUAGUUUCUUGUUUCAUGAAUGGCGUUAGAAUAUUUCUAGUUCCCAAUAGGGAUUAUGUGAAAGAGUACGAUAAGCGCUGGAACGUGCCUGCGAAUUACGAUAUGUGA